GUCCUCCAAGCAUGGGGUGGGCUUGGGAUGCUGAGGAGGGCAGACCACCAAGCCUCCUUUGUCUCUCAGGAUUGUGUAGAGGACUCAGUGACCCCCAUUGCCCUGCGCCUCAACUUCUCUCUGGUGGGGAAGCCCUUGCCCUCUUUUGGGAACCUCCGGCCAGUGCUGGCUGUAGACGCUCCGACACUCUUCACAGCCUCGUUUCCCUUUGAGAAGAAUUGUGGCAAUGACAGCAUUUGCCAGGAUGACCUCAGCAUCACCUUCAGUUUUAUGAGCCUGGACACCCUGGUGGUAGGUGGUUCCCGGGACUUAAACGUGACGCUGACUGUGAGAAACCAGGGCGAGGACUCCUACAGAACACAGGUCACCUUCUUCUACCCAUCUGGCUUGUCCUAUCGGAGGGUGUCAGGAGCCCAGAACCAGCGCUCACAGCGGUCCUGGCGCCUGACCUGUGAGUCUGAAGUCUCCACUGAAGGGUCUAGGACCUUGAAGAGCACCAGCUGCAGCAUAAACCACCCCAUCUUCCCAGACAACUCAGAGGUCAGGCUGCUGGCUCCUGCUCCCUUUUUCUCCUUUGUCUUCCUAUGAAUUCUUCCCUAGUUCUUCUUCUUCUUCUUCUUCUUCUUC
Messenger RNA from Physeter macrocephalus (sperm whale), 627 nucleotides. RefSeq names its product integrin alpha-M-like. Gene Ontology annotation, molecular function: integrin binding. NCBI's taxonomy places the organism in Eukaryota, Metazoa, Chordata, Mammalia, Artiodactyla, Physeteridae. The record is from RefSeq and is a predicted model, not a curated record. The coding region runs from base 28 to 588 and encodes 186 amino acids. The transcript is spliced from 4 exons. Gene Ontology annotation, biological process: cell adhesion mediated by integrin; cell-matrix adhesion; integrin-mediated signaling pathway. Gene Ontology annotation, cellular component: integrin complex; external side of plasma membrane.